This is a messenger RNA of Mycena citricolor, 362 nucleotides long. Lineage: Eukaryota; Fungi; Basidiomycota; Agaricomycetes; Agaricales; Mycenaceae. The record is from the annotation of a GenBank genome assembly.
UCAUGUUAGCGGAUUUAUGGCAGCAGCUUUGCUUCAUGAAAACGACGAUCACAGCUCUGACAGCACCAUCCUCUGCGUGCUUCUCGGUUCGAUCAGGCUGGCGUCUCUUUUCUUCCCAAUGUUGGGGCCAUGCCAAUAAUUUUCAACUUGUUCACCAUGGUAAAUCACGUGCUUGCUGGCAACGCGGUCACAUGUUCUGUAAUCACAACAAUUAUGCUAUGACAUCCGAUCGGAAGUAUCUCUUGCUGCUGAAAUCAAUGAUCCGGACGAUUGUCUCGCAGCUAGACCCUACAUUACAGAUCUUCGAUCCAACUCAAUUUGUGCAGUAGCUCUGACAAGGAUGCCCCCGCAAAAGUCUUGAC